This is a messenger RNA of Salvelinus fontinalis (brook trout), 9977 nucleotides long. RefSeq names its product collagen alpha-1(XI) chain-like. Gene Ontology annotation, molecular function: extracellular matrix structural constituent; heparin binding. NCBI's taxonomy places the organism in Eukaryota, Metazoa, Chordata, Actinopteri, Salmoniformes, Salmonidae. Bases 675 to 7193 code for a protein of 2172 amino acids. The transcript has 65 exons. The record is from RefSeq and is a predicted model, not a curated record.
AUUAGGAAAUAGAGAGAAGGUGCCCAUAAUAAGAAGACAGUGACAGGUUUACAUUCAGGAUUAUGCAUGGUUCCCUUAGGCAAUAAUAAUAACCCACAUGCAAUAGAAACAUAGCCUAGUAAGGGGUGAAUAUUUAUUAUAAACGUUCCAUUUAUCGCAUGCUCUCUUCCUCUCGCAACUCUACAUUUUUCUCACACGUCUGCCUCGCGCGUAAUUGCUCACAAUCUCUCCCUCCCUCCUUCCCUUCUGCCACUCAGUCAUUCACCCACUCUCUCUCUCCGUACGCACACACGCGCUCUCUCACUUUUCGUGGGAGAAAGUAGGAAGGGGGAGAGAGAACGAGAGAGAAAGGAGAGGGAGUGAAUUCAGGUCUCUCUCUGCUCUCUCCGCUGUGGGCACUCAUAUCCACUCCGCUGACUCAAUGGGGCUUUAGCACUUGGAAUAUAACAUCAAAUAUUUAUUGAUCGUACCCCUUUUACUAUUUAAAUGUUGUACAUAGCAUAGGUAGAUAUAGGUAACUUAUUAAAUAAGCGUUAAGAAGAGGUAAAAUACGUUGGUUUUUUUGCCUCACAGAAGGUCCAGUCGAAAUUCUCUUCCACUGUCUUUCUGUGAGAGACGAUAUCUAAUUUGAACAUAUCCGAUCUUAAAGUCCAGCGUCAAACAACUACAAAACAAUGGAUAUUCGAGAUUGCCCUUUUCGGAAGAAGCGGAGACCAUGGCGCGUGGACCUUUCCUCUUUUGCCUUGGUAACUCUGGUGCUCGCGCUGUGCCAACUACCCGUGGCUCGAGCAGAUCCAGUGGAUGUGUUGCGGAUGCUGCAGCUGCCCUCUCUCCCCGAGGGGGUGCGGAAGGUUCCAGGCUUCUGCACCUCCCGCCGUGCCGGCACCGCUGACCAUGCCUACCGCAUCUCCAAGAAGGCCCAGAUCUCUGCCCCUACCAAUCAACUCUUCUCAGGUCGUUUCCCAGAGAACUUCUCCAUCAUGGCUCUGGUCAAGGCCCAUGCGGGCCUCCAGGCCUUCCUGUUGUCCAUCUACAGUGAGCAGGGUGUCCAGCAGCUGGGUGUGGAGCUGGGACGCUCCCCUGUCUUCCUGUACGAGGACCAGACCGGCAGGCCCGCGCCCGAGGACUACCCCCUCUUCAGCGGCGUCAACCUGGCCGACGGCAAGUGGCACCGCAUCGCUAUCUCCGUGUCGAAGAAGAACGUCACCCUGCUCCUGGACUGUAAGAAGCGCAUGACCAGGGCCCUGCCCCGCAGCAAAAACCCUGUGGUGGACACCAAGGGCAUCACCGUGUUCGGAGCACGCCUGCUGGACGAGGAGGUCUUCCAGGGUGAUAUCCAACAGCUGCUAAUCGCAUCCAACCCUCAGGCUGCUUAUGACUUCUGUGAACACUACAGCCCUGACUGUGACUCCCCUCUACCCAAAACCCAGUCCCAGGACCCCAACACAUACAAGGAUGCCAAUGGCAAUGCUGACAAACGCAAACCUGUAGUGGUUAAGGCAGAUAAACCUGUAGUAGUUAAGGCUGCAAAACCUGUAGUAGUUAAGGCUGCAAAACCUGUAGUAGUUAAGGCUGCAAAACCUGUAGUAGUUAAGGCGGCAAAACCUGUAGUAGUUAAGGCGGCAAAACCUGUAGUAGUUAAGGCGGGAAAACCUGUAGUAAAGGCGGCAAAACCUGUAGUAGUUAAAGCGGCAAAACCUGCCCCCUCCAAACCUGCGAAAGCAGAGAUUGCCAAGCUUGAGGCCAAAGCUGCCGCACCUGCCACAGCCAAACUAGCUAAAACCAAACCUGCUGCCGCCAAGCCCACCAAAGCCAAGCCUUCCCCGGCCAAACAAGCCAAAGCCAAACCAACUGCAAUUGAAGUCCUCCUGGCCAAGAUCAAACCCACUGCAGUCACACCAGUGGCCAAGCCCACACCUGCCACAAAAAAUGGCGGUGAAAAAAAAGUCAAUGGUAAACCUGUAGUAGAGAAGAAACUAAAUGGUAAUUCCAAGGUCAAUGGCAAUGCCAAACCUGUAGUUGAGAAGAAACUAAAUGGUAAUUCCAAGGUCAAUGGCAAUGCCAAACCUGUAGUAGGGAAGAAACUAAAUGGUAAUUCCAAGGUCAAUGGCAAUGCCAAACCUGUAGUAGAGAAGAAACUAAAUGGUAAUUCCAAGGUCAAUGGCAAUGCCAAACCUGUAGUUGAGAAGAAAGUAAAAGGUGAGGCCAAAGUUAAUGGCAACGGUAAAACUGCUGAGGAUAAGAAAGUUAAUGGUAAUGGAAAAAGCGGCAGUUACAAAAAAGCUAAUGGCAAUGGUGUAGAAGCAGCAAAACCUGAAACCACUAAAGCCCGGCCAGAAAAAAAAGUCACUAAAGUUAAAAUAGAAAACACUGUGGUCACCAAAGUGAAACCAGCAAAACCAGAAACCGAAGUCAAAGUUAAAGUAGUAAAAACUGAGAUCACUAAAGCCAAACCAACAGUGUCAGUUGUCAUCAAAGUUCCUCCCUUCAAACCUGCACCAAAGAAAGAGCUGCCAGAGAAAACCAAGGUGGUGCUUGAUGUAAAUAACAUCAAAUCGAUGACCAAAAAAAUGCCUCCCUUUGGCAAGACUGCACUCAGUGGCACCGUCGUCCCUGUGCCGGAAAAACCAAAGAAGAAACAGGGCAACGGUUAUCAACAGGAUGUAGAAACUGCAAAUUCUGAGGCUGGCCACACCCCUACAGAGUCGGAUUAUUAUUAUGAGGAGGCGGUCCUACAGCCAGAGAGUGAGGUGAUUGGACAAGAAGCGACCACUGGCCAGGUGGAGGGAACGUUGGUGGCAGAGGAGGUAGAGUUGGCCAAGGCAGGGGGUGAGGUCGAGGCCUUUACUGAGGAGUAUGUGACUGGAGACCUGGGCAUGAAGGAAUACGAUUAUUCCUACAAAGACUACAACGAGCCCCUGCCCGAGGGAGAGACCGAGGGCAACAUGGGCCCCGCCCUGUCUGCUGUGAGAGACGAGGGAGGCGCCUCAGUGAGUGCCGUAAAAGGCGAGAAGGGAGAGCCUGCUGUCCUUGAGCCUGGUAUGUUGAUUGAGGGACCUCCGGGACCAGAGGGACAGGCAGGUCUCCCCGGACCUAAUGGCCCAUCUGGCCCUCCUGGCUCUGUCGGUGAUUCUGGCGAGAGGGGCCUCCCUGGAAAGGCUGGUAUCGCUGGUGCCGAUGGUGUGCCAGGCCCCCCUGGAACGUCCGUCAUGCUGCCCUUCCGUUUCGGAAGCAGUGGAGGUGACAAGGGUCCCAUGGUCUCAGCGCAGGAGGCCCAGGCUCAGGCCAUUCUGUCUCAGGCCAGGCUGGCUCUAAAGGGACCACCCGGACCAAUGGGCUACACUGGACGCACAGGACCCCUGGGUACCCCUGGAAGUUCUGGUCUGAAGGGUGAAGGUGGGGAUCAUGGACCUCAGGGCCCCAGAGGACCACAGGGUUUGAGCGGACCUCCCGGCAAAUCAGGAAGAAGGGGUCGUGCUGGAGCUGAUGGAGCCAGAGGCAUGCCAGGAGAGGGUGGGCCUAAGGGUGACCGCGGUUUCGAUGGCCUGCCUGGAUUGCCUGGGGACAAAGGACACAGGGGUGAUACCGGAGGAUUGGGACCCCACGGAGGUCCUGGAGAGGACGGAGAGAGGGGAGACGACGGAGACAUCGGACCCAGAGGACUUCCAGGUGAACCAGGACCUCGUGGUUUGCUCGGUCCUAAAGGUCCCAACGGAAUCUCCGGACCUCCUGGUGUGCGUGGAAACGACGGGCCCCACGGUCCUAAAGGAAACCUGGGUCCCCAAGGAGAGCCAGGCCCCCCAGGGCAGCAGGGUACCUCAGGAACCCAGGGAAUGCCAGGACCACAGGGAGCCCAUGGGCCCCCAGGAGAAAAGGGCCCCACAGGAAAACCCGGUCUGCCAGGCAUGCCCGGAGCCGACGGACCCCCUGGUCACCCAGGAAAGGAGGGACCUGUUGGCACCAAAGGAAACCAGGGUCCCAACGGUCCUCAGGGAACUAUUGGCUAUCCUGGCCCUCGUGGCAUUAAGGGAACUCAAGGUAUCCGGGGACUGAAGGGUCACAAAGGAGAGAAGGGAGAAGAUGGCUUCCCUGGAAUCAAAGGAGACUUUGGUGUCAAGGGGGAGAGAGGAGAGGGUGGAGUGCCCGGCCCCAGGGGAGAGGACGGUCCUGAGGGGCCAAAGGGCCGUGUUGGCCCCCCUGGCGAGCUCGGACCCAUCGGUCUGGUCGGAGAGAAGGGUAAACUUGGUGUUCCUGGACUUCCUGGCUAUCCUGGAAGACUUGGACCUAAGGGCUCCCUCGGUUUCCCAGGAUUCCCUGGAACCAACGGCGAGAAAGGAACAAGGGGUCUGAUUGGAAAGUUGGGACCCAGAGGACAAAGAGGACCAACGGGCCCCAGAGGUCAGAGAGGAUCGAGAGGAUCUACUGGCAAACCAGGAGCCAAAGGUACAUCAGGAAGUGACGGCCCAUCUGGUCCACCAGGAGAGAGGGGACUGCCCGGACCUCAAGGAGCAAACGGUUUCCCAGGGCCAAAGGGACCUCCCGGACCACCAGGAAAGGAUGGACUGCCCGGACACCCUGGACAGAGAGGAGAAGUUGGAUUCCAAGGAAAGACUGGGCCACCCGGACCUCCAGGUGUUGUUGGACCUCAAGGUCCCUCAGGAGAGACAGGCCCCCUGGGCGAGCGCGGUCACCCCGGGCCUCCAGGACCACCAGGCGAGCAAGGACUCUCCGGACCCUCUGGCAAGGAAGGAACUAAGGGAGACCCUGGUCCCCAAGGCGGCCCCGGCAAAGAUGGACCCCCAGGACUGAGAGGCUUCCCCGGAGAGAGAGGAAUGCCUGGCACCCCGGGAGGCGGCGGACUAAAAGGAAGCGAAGGCCCAGCAGGACCUCCCGGAACAGCUGGAUCCCCAGGUGAGAGAGGACAGGCAGGCAGCGGAGGCCCCAUCGGACCCCCAGGAAGACCUGGCCCCCAGGGGCCUCCAGGACCAUCAGGAGAGAAGGGAGUGCCUGGUGAGAAAGGUCCGAUCGGCCCGGCUGGUCGUGACGGUGUCCAGGGCCCAGUGGGUCUGCCAGGUGCUGCCGGAUCCAUCGGAGUUCCAGGAGAGGACGGAGACAAGGGUGAGGUUGGAGAGCACGGCCAGAAGGGAGCGAAGGGCGGCAAAGGAGAGCAUGGUCCUCCCGGUCCACCAGGGCCAAUGGGUCCACUCGGUCAACCCGGCGUUGCUGGAGCUGAUGGAGAACUAGGAGCCAGAGGUCAGCAGGGGCCAUUUGGGGCCAAGGGAGAUGAAGGAUCAAGAGGAUUCCCAGGGGCCCCAGGUCCCAUUGGACUGCAGGGAUUGCCAGGCCCAUCAGGAGAGAAGGGAGAGACGGGAGAUGUCGGACCAAUGGGUCCACCUGGACCCCCAGGACCCCGUGGCCCUGCUGGUUCAAGUGGCGCUGACGGUCCUCAAGGUCCUCCUGGUGGUGUGGGUAACCCUGGAAACCUGGGAGAUAAGGGAGAGCCUGGCGAAGCUGGACCACCUGGAAUCGGAGGAGAGCCAGGAAAGAAGGGCCCACGUGGAGAACACGGAGACAAGGGAGAGGCGGGACAACCUGGUACUUCUGGCCCUGCUGGUGGAAGAGGAGGCCCUGGAGACGACGGGCCCAAGGGAAACCCUGGCCCUGUUGGUUUCCCUGGCGACCCCGGUCCCCCUGGUGAACUCGGUCCCGGAGGUCAGGACGGAGCAAAGGGAGAGAGAGGAGAGGACGGUGAACAAGGACAAGCUGGAUCUCCUGGACCCACUGGUGAGAACGGACCUCCUGGUGGACCAGGAAAGAGGGGUCUUGCUGGAACGAGAGGACCAGAGGGACGACAGGGAGAGAAGGGAACUAAGGGAGAUCCAGGUGCCAACGGACCUCCAGGAAAGACAGGCCCCGUCGGACCUCAGGGUCAACCAGGCAAACCAGGAACUGAGGGUCUGAGAGGACUCCCUGGAUCAGUGGGUGAGCAAGGUUCUCCGGGCCUUUCCGGCCAGAAGGGACCACCCGGACCGCUGGGACCGCCAGGUUUGCCAGGACUGCGUGGCGAGGGCGGUGACAAGGGAGAGAAGGGCCACUCGGGUCUGAUUGGUCUGAUUGGGCCCACCGGAGAGCAGGGAGAGAAGGGAGACAGGGGACUGCCAGGUCCACAGGGGACACACGGAUCCAAGGGAGAGACUGGUGUUUCUGGAGGCACUGGGCCCAUCGGUCCUGGUGGCCCUGCUGGUAUGCCCGGUCCCGAAGGUGUGAAGGGAGCUAAGGGUUCUACAGGAGGAGCUGGUCCCAAGGGAGAGAAGGGUGUCUCAGGACCCCCCGGAUCUCCAGGUCCUCCAGGUGAAGUCAUCCAGCCAAUGCCCAUCCAAAUCUCCAAGAAGUCCAAGCGCUCCAUCGACGCCAGCCGGAUGCUGUUUGAGACAGACGCAGAGUCGGCUGCAGCCGACGCCACAGGCACAGAGUUCCUGACAGGCAGUGAGGGCAUGGAAGAGAUCUUCGGCUCACUGAACUCGCUGAGACAGGAGAUCGAGACCAUGCGCUUCCCUCUGGGCACCAAGGAGAGCCCCGCACGCACCUGCCAGGACCUCAAACUCAGCCAGCCAGAGCUCAAAGACGGAGAGUACUGGAUCGACCCCAACCAGGGUUGCUCUCGCGACUCUCUCAGGGUGUUCUGCAACUUCACCGCCGGUGGGGAGACGUGUCUGUACCCCAGUAAGACCGUGGACACGGUAAAGCUCAACUCUUGGACCACGGAGAAACCAGGCUCCUGGUACAGUGAGUUUACAACUGGCAGCAAGCUUUCGUACGUGGACUCUAAUGGCGAGCCGAUCGGCGUGGUCCAGUUGGGCUUCCUGCGGUUGCUGAGUGUCCAGGCCCGCCAGAACUUCACCUACCACUGCCACCGCUCCGUGGCCUGGGCCGACCGCACAGCCAAUAACGGCCACAAGAGGGCGCUGCACUUCCAGGGCGCCAACGAUGAGGACCUCAGCUACGAGACCAGCCCAUACAUCAAGGCCCUGGUCGACGGCUGCUCUUAUCGUAAGGGCUUCGACAGGACAGUGGUGGAGGUGAACACACCCCAGGUGGAGCAGCUUCCUCUGCGGGACCUCAAGAUCACAGACUUUGGGGAGAGCAACCAGAAAUUCGGCUUUGAAGUGGGACCUGUCUGUUUCCUGGGCUAAAACACCGUGCAGAGAAAUGAGAAACACCUACACGUAUAGAAUAUACACUUACACUGAUGCACACACACACUCUGUCAUACACACACACUCUGUCACACACACACUCAUGCACUUAACACAAACAUUGACACAUUUACAUAGACAUGGCAAUAUACAGUACAUGCCCAGUAAUUUGAACAUUUAUUUCAGGACAUCAAGCACACUCACAUACACAAACACACACACACACACAAAUACUGUUGUGAAACGGACAUGCACUCACUCAAGUACAUGCCCAGGGGAUAACAUCUCCCAAUUAGAAAUGGACGACAAGAGAAAAGUAGAACGCAAACAUUCUCGCAAAGAGGAGACCAAAGAUUGAUUGCAAGAAUGAGAGAUGGCGUACAGACCAUCAACAGAAUAAAACAGUGUUCUUUUCCAACGAACAGCUGGGUCAAAGACCCGUCUCCUCCUUCCGUACACGCCAGAGCCCCCUGUCGCGGACCCCCCUCUCACUCCUCUCUCCUUCCCGCUGUCUCUCUACCGAGUUGUCUCAGCCACUCUACCUCUCUGCUUCGCCCUCACCACACACUUGUACCUCUCCUGCAUCCAAGCCCCACCCCAUCCUACGCCUCAUUUUCUGCCUCGCCGCAUUAAGGGGAAACCAAUGAAGGAAUGGGAGUUCCACGAAGGCCUGGCGGAUCAGAGACGACCAGGAAAGUCUACUGUACGUCCAUGUUGUCUAGCGAAGUGAAUGUUCUCUUCAUCAUCUCCACAGGGAAAUUCUAUACCAAACAAACCAACCAUGCCGACUAACAUCACAGUUAUCCUAAAGCAGGUCAAAUACAAUACAGGCGGAUGAAUAGAAACGUUACGGUGCUUUGUGGAGAUGGAGUGGAAGCAAAGCUGUGAGGUCUCUAGCUUUAACGCGGCUUUAACCUAAGGUGUGACUAUGAACAGCUCUUUACUCAAUACUGUAAUAAUAUAGUCCUAACAGCAACGUACGGUCUCUGAACUGUAUGGCUGUUUAUUAUUGGGCCAAUAAUGUUGCAUGCAAUGGGACGGAAGGGUGUCUAUGCCUUCUCCAAGUAUCAAUGAAUCAAAAGCCAUUAACCUUGUAAAUUGUACUGAACUUGAUGUGUGGAACAUUUAUUUGUAAUCAUUGUCACAGCUGUCAGACAGGCCAGAACUGUAGUUCCUAGACAAGCGAAUAGGCCAGAAUGCCAUCAAACCAGUCCAGUACUUACAGGUGUGAUGCCUGGAAUUUCAUUAUUGUUUUAUGUAGAGCACAGGGUUACAUUCCAGGAUUUGUGACAUUCCGUCUCUUUUCAAGCAGGGAAGGUAUCAGGGUUAAAUGUGUAUAUGAGCUCAAUAGAUGACGACCAAACGUUCUCUCUUACAGCGGUGAAUAAAUGCAUGCUUUCAAAAACUGUGGCAAGGUGCUAAUUAUACCAAAGCGUUAAUAUAUUCAGCGUGAAUAAUUCAAGUUUGUCUCCAUCACAGCCACACGAUGUUGUCACCAGUUCUCCGACUGGAAAUGUGCAAUCGAAUCCAUUUGUACAGACAUAGUGAUAUUCUAUUGUAUUUAUUGAAAACAAGCAGGGUGCUUCAAACAACGACAAACCAAAUAUGACAGUCGAAUGUGGUAUUUCAUUUUGUAUUUAUUUCCCGUAGUUCUCACUUGACGGUCUUAAAACAAUGAAAUACAUAUUAAACUAACACUAAACCGAGUUAUCUGUGCACACCCCCCUUGGUGUAUGAAUGUCAACAGUUCUGGUGGGGGGAAAAACGAACAUAUGUGGCCAUAUCUCAUUGUAACCAUUUAGCAUUCAUCGACUGUACUGUGCUGUUAUGAUUGCUUCUAUUGUAAUGAUUAAAUGGUGACUCUCCGUUGCGGUUUGCCACUGCUUGGCUGAGCUGUGCUGCAGGAGUAUGGCGAGGGCGACAAACAGACACCAGGAUUCUACGGUUGUGAGAAUACAGCGGGCAGGGGACAGCUAGCGGGAGGGAUGGAAAAUUCUAGCAACCACCUGGGGAAAUAUUACAAAUAUUUUGUUUAGAAGUAAUGUAAUGUGGCUAUGGGGUUGUAUAUCAUUAUGGGUAUUUUGGUUUGUCUGUUUUGGUUGGGUUUUUCUUUUGAUAUUGUAGAGAAGGGGGGAUUGACAAACUAAAACCUGAGGUGAUUCUCGAGAGAAAAUUACAUCGAUUGGUUUGUUUUUUUGUUAAAGACAAACAAAUAUUUCAACAAAAUAUGGUGCUGAAAAGACAAAAAGUAUUAUUUUAUAAUGUAAGUAAUUUUAAAUGUUUUGUUUCUGUAAUAUAUCAUCUUUUUAAAAAUAGCUUCUUGACUCCCUUGUGUUUUUUCCUAGUCCCUCUGUUUCAUCCUCUCUCAACUGGCUGGUGUUGCAUGUUACCCAGAGCUACACAAUAGCUAGUCAUUAUUUUAUUUCUCUCUUCAUUCUGCAUACAGCAGCUCAGACAGCUGAAUAUAACCACAUCAUUCACAAUCUCCAGUGAACUUACCACCUGUGUGUGAACACAGAAUCAGUCAGAUCCUAACCUUAUUUCCACUAUAUCACCUCACCAGCCCCCCCCAAAAAAUCACUUCUAGUGUUUACACCUGUUUGAUUCUGAUCUAUGGCUGGCUCCCUCUCCCUACCCUUUUCCCCUCUACCGUCCACUGCUCAGUGUUGUUUUCCUUCUGUUUUCUGUUAGUUUUUGUUUUGCUUUAGUUUCACUGUCUUGGUUUGUUCUUGGCUUGUUGUUUUCUGUUCAACGUCUCCAAUUAAACCACAUGCCAACGCA